Molecule: messenger RNA, 2431 nt
Organism: Pezoporus occidentalis (night parrot)
Lineage: Eukaryota; Metazoa; Chordata; Aves; Psittaciformes; Psittacidae
Gene: CDADC1
Product: cytidine and dCMP deaminase domain containing 1
Exons: 9
Coding region: 1-1575 (524 amino acids)
Cellular component (GO): cytoplasm
Molecular function (GO): zinc ion binding; hydrolase activity
Source: RefSeq, a predicted model, not a curated record
AUGCUGACGGCCCCGCCGCCGCGACGCCCUGAGGGAGGAGCGGGGUCACCAUGGGGCGGGGCGGGGCAGCGGGCGGUACCGCCACCGCCACCGGUACAGACACCGAUGCACGGCGCAGAGGAGGCGGCGGAGGGGCCGCGGGUGAGCGCGGCGAGCACACAGACCGACAGCAUGACCGGUCAAAUGCCAAGACUUUCUAAAGUCAAUCUUUUUACUUUGUUCAGCCUCUGGAUGGAGCUCUUUCCUUCGACUGAGCAACAAAAGAAAUCACAGGUGAAGAAGAGUGGCCUAGUUGUGGUGAAAAAUAUGAAGAUUGUUGGUCUUCAUUGUUCCAGUACAGACUUGCAUGCUGGCCAGAUUGCACUCAUAAAACAUGGAUCGAGACUUAAAAACUGUGACCUUUAUUUCUCCAGAAAACCGUGUUCAACCUGUUUAAAAAUGAUUGUAAACGCUGGGGUGAACAGGAUUUCUUACUGGCCUGCAGAUCCUGAAAUCAGCUUGCAGAAUGAGGCAUCCAAUCCCAUGACUACGGAUGAUGCAAAGCUAGAUGCCAAAGCAGUAGAAAGACUGAAGUCAAAUAGUCGUGCUCGUGUGUGCGUGCUGCUUCAGCCCUUGGGGUGCUCCAUGGUGCAAUUUGUUGAAGAAACUUCCACCAAGUUUGAUUUUAUUCAAAAAAUAGUAAAAUCUCAGCCUGACUCUAAUGCUGACUUUUACACUGCAUGUAGGCAAGAGAGAAUAAAAGAGUAUGAAAGUUUAUUCCUAAUUUCAAAUGAGGAAAUGCACAAGAAAAUAUUGAUGACAAUAGGACUGGAGAACCUCUGUGAAAAUCCAUACUUCAGCAACCUGAGGCAAAAUAUGAAAGAUCUUGUCUUGGUCUUGGCCACAGUGGCUGCCAGUGUCCCUGUCUUUGGAUGCUUUGGAUUUUACAACAGUGAAUCACAACGAACAAAUGAAACAGAUCAUCAGAGUUUGCCCCAAGAAAUUGCAAGGCACUGUAUGAUACAAGCCAGACUACUUGCAUACCGGACAGAGGACCAUAAAACAGGAGUUGGAGCUAUUAUUUGGGCAGAAGAAAAAUCAAGAAGCUGUGAUGGAACAGGAGCAAUGUAUUUUGUAGGCUGUGGUUACAAUGCCUUUCCUGUUGGAUCUGAAUAUGCUGAUUUUCCACACAUGGAUGAUAAACAAAAAGAUCGGGAAAUCAGAAAGUUCAGAUACAUUAUACAUGCGGAGCAGAAUGCCUUAACGUUCAGGUGUCAAGAAAUAAAGCCAGAUGAGAGAAGCAUGAUAUUUGUGACAAAAUGUCCAUGUGAUGAAUGUGUCCCUUUAAUCAAAGGCGCUGGUAUCAAGCAAAUCUAUGCAGGAGAUGUUGAUGCUGGAAAAAAGAAAGCAGACAUAUCCUAUAUGAAGUUUGGUGAAGUUGAGGGUGUAAGCAAAUUUACAUGGCAACUAAAUCCACUGCACACCAAUGCCCUUGAAUUCCAUGACCCCACAGCCAGGGAAAAUGGGGUUCAGAAAACAAAGUCACUAGAUGACCAGCAGCACCAAAGCAAGAAACUGUGUCUUGGUCACUAUUGAAUAAUUAAGCACUUCUGCAGUCUUGCUCUGUGUUUUUUUUAUAAUGCAGCCUGUUUGCACUUUCAAAUAGAAAGAGUUUUAUUUAUUGUUUGGAAAGUGAAUUUUAGAAUAAGUUUAUUUAUGAUGUCUUUAAUGUUUUAUGGCAUUACCUGAAGGUAUUUUUAAUUUAGAAGUUCUUCUUGGCCAAAACCUGCUGCUUGUAUUUUCUGUGAAAGUAACUGGGUGGCUGAUCAUUAUUAACACAUUAAAACAUAAAAAGGACUGAAACUUUGUUGCUGGCAGAUCACAGUAAUAAUAAAAUGGUACCUUUUUGCUUGGUGUACAGACUGAGGGAACGGAUUUCCGAGUUCUGGGCUAGCAGAAUGCAGAAAUAAGCCCUAGUUUUUCAAGUACAAUCAUCAAGGGAAUCUUUUAGGAAAUGGUAGAUAAAUAAUCACUAGCAGUUAUUACUGUUCCUGAAAGUGGCUUUUACUUCUCAGUCUGCUUGUAUAAAGGAGACGAAGCCAUGGGAAUGGCCAUCAUUUUUGAGUAAGUGGUUUGAAUAUCAAGCUUCUCUCUCAUUCACACUGUUCCAACUACCACAGCAGCAGAACUAUUUUGUUUUGUGGCACCUGCAUUGCUGCUCUGUUUGCUUCCGGAAGUGCAGCCCAUCUGAAUUGAUGCAGGCAAAGAUUAGCUUUGCUUUUCUCAGCUUCUGGAUGCAGGCCUAAAAGAACUCAGCUGUGUGCGUCUCACUGGCCCCUACAUACAGUGUGAAGAUUUUGAGAGUUUAGGUUUUGUUAAUCAUCUUCAUUAACAGGCUUGUAGGACUACAAAAGCUAAUAAAGCACCCAAUGUCCUGUUAUUUCUUACAGAG